AGUUUCUGGAAACUUACCGCAUCACAGCCAGAUAAUGAAUAUGAUAACACGAGACCAGGCCAGAAAAGGACUCAAAAAUAAAUUAAUAAUCAGCACUUCUAUGGUGACUUCAAGCAAUAACCCAGUAGAGUGCCAGCCGGGUUCACGGCCCUGUGCUAAUACUUGGAACUGUGUAGCAACUGAUUUGUUCUGUGAUGGAGAAGCAAACUGUCCGGAUGGUUCAGAUGAAGAUACUGGACUAUGUGCCACAGCUUGUGAUGGACGAUUUCUGUUGACUGGAAAUUCUGGGUCUUUCCAAGCUGAUCGUUUUCCAAAGCCAGACAAAUCAGGUGUUGUUUGCCGUUGGAUCAUUCGUGUAAACCAAGGACUUUCCAUUAGCAUCAGCUUUGGAUCUUUUAUUUCACAUUAUACAGAUGUGUUAGAUAUUUAUGAAGGUGUAGGACCUGGCAAAAUUUUAAGAGCCUCUUUUAUGGAAACUGAUCCUGGAACAAUUCGAAUUUUUUCCAACCUAGUUACAGUCACCUUUCUGAUAGAAUCUGAUGAAAAUGAUUACAUUGGCUUUAAUGCAACAUAUAAUACCUUUAACAGCAGUGGCCUGAACAAUUAUGAGAAAAUUGACUGCACCUUUGAAGAUGGCUUUUGUUUUUGGGUCCAGGAUCUUGAUGAUGAUAAUGAGUGGGAAAGGAUUCACGGAAACCAGUUUCCUAUCUUCACUGGACCACCUUUUGACCACACAUUCGGAAAUGAUUCAGGAUUUUACAUUUCUACACCAACCGAACAAGGAUGGAGAAGAGAACGAGUGGGGCUUUCAAGCCUCUCUUUAGAUCUCACAUCGGAGCCUGUCUGCCUUCGUUUCUGGUAUUAUAUGUGUUGUGAGAAUGUCUACAACUUAAGCCUUCAUAUCAGCAGUGGUGAAACAACAGACAAGACAGUUUUUCAAAGGAAAGGAAAUUACGGGAUGAAUUGGAAUUAUGGUCAAGUCACAUUAAAUGAAACAGAAGAAUUUAAGGUUGUGUUCAAUGCUUUUAGAAACCCUGGUUGGAGUACAAUAGCCCUGGAUGAUAUAAGCCUAACAAAAGGAAUUUGUGGCGAGAGUCUCUAUCCAGAGCCAACCUUGGUCCCCACCCCUCCACCAGAGCUUCCUACUGACUGCGGAGGACCUUUUGAACUAUGGGAGCCAAAUACAACAUUCAGUUCUCCAAACUUUCCAGACAUCUACCCUAAUCAAGCUUUCUGUAUAUGGAAUUUAAAUGCAGAAAAGGGAAAAAAUAUUCAACUUCAUUUUCAAGAAUUUGAUUUAGAAAGCAUUAAUGAUGUGGUUGAAGUGAGAGAUGGGGGCGAAGCUGACUCCUUGUUAUUAGCUGUGUACACAGGACCUGGCCCUGUGAAGGACGUGUUUUCUUCCACCAAUAGGAUGACUGUGCUUUUCAUCACAAACCUGAAGAAGGCAAACAGAGGCUUCAAAGCAAAUUUCACUACUGGCUAUUACUUGGGGAUUCCAGAGCCCUGCCAGGAUGGCGAGUUUCAGUGCACAGCAGGGACCUGCAUUCCCAAGGCAAAUCUCUGUGAUAGCCACCCACACUGCAGUGAUGGCUCAGAUGAGGCACAUUGUGUGCGUUUUCUCAAUGGCACAAUGAGCAGCAACGGGUUAGUACAGUUUAACAUCCAUAGCAUUUGGCACAUUGCCUGUUCUGAGAACUGGACCACACAAAUUUCAAAUGAAGUUUGUCAUCUUCUGGGACUAGGGGGUGCAAACUCAUCAAUGACGAUAUUAUCAACUGGAAGUGGCCCAUUUGUGAAACUAAACAAAGCUCCUAAUGGCAGCUUGAUACUAACACCUAGUGUACAGUGCUCACAAGAUUCCUUGAUUCAGUUACAAUGUAACCAUAAAUCAUGUGGAGAAAAAAUGGUGCCCCAGAAAGUCGCUGCAAAGAUCGUUGGUGGAAGUCAUGCCCAAGCAGGGGCCUGGCCCUGGGUCUUGGCUCUGUAUUACAAGGACAGUUACGGAGAACGGCUGCUCUGUGGGGCGUCUCUGCUCAGCAGUGACUGGCUGGUGUCCGCUGCGCACUGUGUGUACGGAAGAAAUGUAGAUCCAUCCAGAUGGACAGCAGUACUGGGCCUGCACAUGCAAUCAAAUCUGACUUCUCCUCAAAUAGUAAGACGCGAGAUCGAUCAAAUUGUCAUAAACCCUCAUUAUGAUAAGCGAAGAAAGGUCAAUGACAUUGCAAUGAUGCACCUUGGCUUUAAGGUGGAUUACACAGAUUAUAUACAGCCUAUUUGUUUACCAGAAGAUAAUCAGAUAUUUAUUCCAGGAAGAAUUUGUUCAAUUGCUGGCUGGGGAUAUACUGAAAUUCAAGGUUCCACUAGUGAUGUGCUGAAAGAAGCUGAUAUUCCUCUUGUAUCCAACGAGAAGUGCCAGCAACAGCUGCCAGAAUACAACAUCACUGAAAGUAUGAUAUGUGCAGGAUAUGAAGAAGGAGGAAUAGAUUCCUGUCAGGGUGAUUCGGGAGGACCAUUAAUGUGCCAAGAAAACAACAGGUGGUUUCUUGUUGGUGUGACAUCAUUUGGAGUUAAGUGUGCACUGCCUAACCACCCUGGGGUAUACGUCCGGGUUUCCAAGUUUACAGAAUGGAUAUACAGCUUUCUACAUUAGGCAUUUUCCUAAUCCGAACAUCAAAGGUGAAGAAAACGCACAACGCUAUCUCUCUCUCCUGACCUAGCAUCAACAUAAAGUAUGUUGCACGGUCAUUCUAUACAUAUGAUCUUUUGGAUCACUUGACUUUACAUUUACUUCAAGCUGAUCUUUUUUUUAAUCUCAGAAAUCAGCAGGUAUUCUGAAUGAAUGCAACUAUCAUAAAUGUUUUAUUAGUGUAUGUAUUUAUAGAAUGUCUGCAACAUGUGAAAAAAAAAAACUUGUUCAGACACAGCUGAAUUACCCAUUAAAGCCAAAAAUGUGUAAUAAAUGAAUUUGCUUUACUCCUUUAA
Molecule: messenger RNA, 2985 nt
Organism: Psammomys obesus (fat sand rat)
Lineage: Eukaryota; Metazoa; Chordata; Mammalia; Rodentia; Muridae
Gene: Tmprss15
Product: transmembrane serine protease 15
Exons: 23
Coding region: 35-2653 (872 amino acids)
Biological process (GO): proteolysis
Cellular component (GO): membrane
Molecular function (GO): serine-type endopeptidase activity; protein binding
Source: RefSeq, a predicted model, not a curated record